Anopheles coluzzii is the source of this 3792-nucleotide messenger RNA. It is a transcript of the gene RanBPM, whose product is annotated as ran-binding protein 9. The record is from RefSeq and is a predicted model, not a curated record. Lineage: Eukaryota; Metazoa; Arthropoda; Insecta; Diptera; Culicidae. Gene Ontology annotation, cellular component: cytoplasm. Gene Ontology annotation, biological process: cell surface receptor signaling pathway; cytoskeleton organization. The transcript is spliced from 10 exons. Gene Ontology annotation, molecular function: protein binding. Bases 1389 to 3302 code for a protein of 637 amino acids.
AAAGACCAUCAUCAUCCACUCCAUCUUCCACACUGCUCCGUUGCUGGUUUGCGUGUGGAGUGGUGAAGUAGGUGAAUCGUCAUCUUUCAACGCGUGAAAAGUGAAAAAAAGUUAAUUCUUCCCGUUUUGUGCACAUCAGCGUGAGGUAGCGUAUCAAAUCGCGAAGCAAAAGCUGCCCUUGAUCACAGAACUUCUCUAGCAAAGCGAGCCCCUGUGGCCCUGGUUGUUUUUCUUCCCUGGCAGUGUGUGUGAGUGUAUGCGUGUGUGCGCUCGUGUGUCUCAAGGCAUUAACAAGGGCAGGAAGAGAAGGGUCGCACCUUCCCAAUUUCGGGGUGACAAGUUUCAGUUUCAGGCUUUCUCGAUCACGAACUGUCCAACGAGCAAGACGACAGCAGCGAUAGAGAUAGGAAGAAUUGUGUACGAGAGAAAGAGAGAGGGAGUUAGAGCGAGCGAGCGAGAGGGAGUCAAAGGUGCCACGGGCCAAGAGACAACAGAGCGUACAGUACCACGCACGAACACCAUUAACGCGUCGCAGCUAAAACACAAACUAGAUCGAUGUGUGAGCUAGUGUGAUUAUUUGAUAAAUUUCGCAGUGGAAAAGGAAUGAGGUAUUUAAGCAAUUAGGCUCAGGUUUAUGUGUUCUUUUUAGAAAGCGAAGACACAUAUCGAAGAAGACGAUCAAUCGUCGUACAUUCGUGGUGCGGCUGUGUGCGUAUCAAAAAACGAACCUCUUUGCGCUGUGUGUGUGCAGUGUUGGUGAACGUCAGUGUCAGGAGCGAGCGAGAUAGCGAACCCAGUUGUGUCGGAGCGUGACAGAAGGAGAGUGGUUUUUUGGCUGGUGGGUGUCCCGCUGUCAGCAGGAACAUCAUCAUCAUCAUCAUCAUCAUUCUCUGCACAACACGCUCGAGAACGAGGACAAUAGCAAAGUGCAAUCGCAGUCCGCAGUCGGUUCGCGACCAACUUGGCAAAACGUACGGUCUGAAAUCGACGUACAGCGCGCGCCUGUACGCGUGUGUGCGAUAUAGUGUGGAGAGUGAGUGAGAACAAUAGAGCGAAUUGCAGUGGACGUGUGUGCAUAUGUGUGUUUGGUACGCCAUUAUCAUCGCCAUUCGAAUGCAUGGCUGCUGAAGUGGAAGCAAAUUGAAGCAGCAGUGGUGAAUAACGUGUGGGAUUAUCGGUGUCGCGUGUGUGCCUCGGUCAGUCUACCAAAGGUGCCGUAGGAGGGGGGGGAGCGAGUGGCCUGUUAGUUGUGUGGCCGUGAGUGUAUAUGUGUGUUGUGUCUGAGUGAGUCGCUUUCCCUCGAGCACACGAAGAAAGAAAAGGAAAGGAACAGACACACACACACACACACACACACCCCAACGGGCGCGUAGUUGGGUGCCCCGCUGAUGGCCGACAAUGCGCCUGCAGCCGCUGCAAGUAGUGUGAAGUGUAGUAGUGAUGGUGGUCAGCCUCGCGACAGUUUGCUAAUGUCCUCGAGCAGAAUGUUCAACCCAAACAACAACGUCCAGCAGCAGGGUGCCAGCGGCAGCGGCAACAGCGGUACUACCCCCGGGGGUGGUGUAGCAGGAGCAGGAGGAGCAGCAGCAGCAGCAGGCCCGAAUGCGGCGGCCGCCGGACCGAUCGACCGUCUCCGGAUGCUGUACCCGAACGUCAACGAAGCGGUCGACCCGCUGCCCCGCUCCUGGAGCCUGCAGGACAAGUGCAGCACCAUCGGUCUGACGCAAAACAAUCUCCGUGUUCACUACAAAGGAAUUGGCAAGUCACACACAGAUGCUGCCUCGGUGCGUACCGCUUAUCCGAUACCGGCCGCCUGCGGACUGUACUACUUCGAGGUGAAAAUCAUCUCGAAAGGCCGGGACGGCUACAUGGGCAUCGGGCUGACCCAUACCAACUUCAAGAUGAAUCGUCUGCCCGGGUGGGACAAGCAAUCGUACGGCUACCACGGUGACGACGGUCACUCGUUCUGCUCGUCCGGCAAUGGGCAACCGUACGGGCCCACCUUUACCACCGGUGAUAUUAUUGGUUGUGGCGUCAAUCUGGUCGACAAUACGUGUUUCUACACCAAGAACGGCCACCAUCUGGGCAUCGCUUUCAGAGAUCUGCCGCCCCGGUUAUACCCGACGGUCGGUCUGCAGACGCCCGGUGAGGUAGUCGAUGCCAACUUCGGUCAGGAACCGUUCAAGUUCGACAUCGAGGACAUGCUGAAGGAGCUGCGGGCCAGCACGAAGGCCACCAUCUACAACUUCCCACUGCCGGACGAUCAGGGCGACUGGACGGUGAUCCUGCACAAAAUGGUUUCCUCCUAUCUGGUCCAUCACGGGUACAGCUCGACGGCGGAAACGUUCGCCCGGAGCGCGGGCCAAACAUUACAGGAAGACAUGACAUCGAUUAAAAAUCGACAAAAAAUCAUAAAACUAGUGCUUUCCGGCCGCAUGGGACAAGCGAUCGAACAGACCAUUCGUCUCUAUCCGGGUCUGCUAGAGUCGAAUCAAAAUCUGCUGUUUAUGCUAAAGUGCCGACAGUUUAUCGAGAUGGUGAACGGAUCUGACUUUGACCUAGGUACUCCUUCGUCGCGUACGAGCCCAGUGCAAACAUCGGUGAUACAAUCAACAAAAAGUUAUCAAAACGGUAACACCAUUAUUCCGGAUAAUGCUGACAAUCAGGGAUACUUAAAAAAUAACGUCCUCAGUAAUAACACCAACAACAAUAAUGGCAGCUGCAUCGAAGACGACUACUCGAACGACGUCGAGAUGGAGAACGGCCACAGCAAUAAUAGCGCCACGAAUGGUUACAAAAACGGCAGUGCCGCCAAUCGAACGAACACGAACGAACUGGUAGAAGAGGAAGAGGAAGAGGCGGACACCGGCCGGGAUGAAGAUAUGGACGUGGACUCAUCGCUAUCGCCAAACUGUAAAUCGACGAGUGCCACGGCAAAAUCGGGUGUCGAGCGGAUGCUAGAGUUCGGUCGCGAACUGUUCCAGAUGAGCCAACGACUGGAGAAGGAACAUGGUGUUAAUGAAACUAAUCAAAAAAUGUUAGAGGAUGCAUUUAGUUUAUUAGCCUAUUCGAAUCCAUGGGCAAGUCCGCUCGGGUGGCAACUGUGCCCGUCGCGUCGUGAAGCUGUAUGUGCUGCUCUAAACUCUGCCAUAUUAGAAUCAAUGAAUUACUCAUGGCGACCACCGCUAGAGGUGUGCAUAGCGCACGCCUGCGAGCUGCUGCGCCUCAUGUCGAGCUCAUCGCUCGGUGCGUGCGCGUUUGUUAGCGUGGACGAUAUACUUGCUCAACAACAGCAACAUUGACUACGUCUGAUCCUUCAGUUAGCGCCUUACUUCAAUUUCUAAUCGAGAAACGUCGUCAACGUCAUCCCGUCGUCUUUUCUGCAACGUAUCCUCCCCCCACUACUCUGUUCACGCUUGUUUACAACGGACGCACCAACAACACGGCCGCAUGCAUCAGGAUCGCUCCAUACUAAAAUAUCCCACAUAGCCGCCAUGCCGGGCACGAUUUAAUUUGACGUGUUAUGAUUUACAUUCGUUUCUGUCGCAUGAUGCACCACCUUCGAGCUGGUUAAUUUCUUCGAUCGAUCGAUAGCAAAGCUUAUGUAGAACUAAAAUUACAAAACCGAACACGAACCGAAUUACGUACAUCACAUCACGCCGUAGCAGCUGGUCGUAAGAGCGAGAAAUCAUAGAAAUUGGCCUGGACUAUCUGUACCAUUUGGUGUUAAACAUUUUACUUUGAGUCUUCAUUAAAGCAACCACAAUAUCGAGUGCAAUUGAAAUAAUUCAA